AUAUUAAGUUAUUUGGACCUGUUUUAUUCCAUUGAUACUGUCAAAUUUAAACAUCUAUUCGUAAUUUUAAUAUUCAGUAAAGUAAUGUGUGAUCCACUGUUUUCUCCUGUGAAUAGCAGCAUUCUUAUGUCAGAGGGAAUAGAAGUGGAUGAAUCUUAUGACUUAUUUUUGAAUAAGGGAGACUGCCAGUAG
Nezara viridula (southern green stink bug) is the source of this 192-nucleotide messenger RNA. Lineage: Eukaryota; Metazoa; Arthropoda; Insecta; Hemiptera; Pentatomidae. The record is from the annotation of a GenBank genome assembly.